ACGAUCAACAUGUCUAUUUUGAGUACAGUGCAGUCGGUGGCCAGUUGACGUUUGCCCUCUACUGUACAUCGCGGGAGCACCACCCAACUAUUCUUGUACGUAGUGAGAACAUAUCAUUUCUGGCCCAGAGGUUGGUCAGCUCAGCGAUUCUUCCAACGAUUCUACCGUGGGCUCAGCACUGUGCCUGCCGCCUUUGUGAUCAAAUCCGACAUUUUCUUAUAAGACAUACACUCAAAGGAUAACGGAAUGUCAGUGUAUUGACUCGUGUCCGAGGCCUAGCUUUUCCAAACACUCUUCUCGAAAAGAACAAAAGAAUUCAUCAUAGGCGUCUUCAUCACCAUCAUCACCAUCAUUAUCAUGAUCAUGAUCAUGAUCAUCAUCAUCUUUAUUUGAAUGGUAUGAUGGCAACUCCAUGGGCUUGGAUGGCAAUGCCAACGACUUGGAUGGUGCUACCCCUGCUACUACUCAUGCUCCAAACAAUCACUUCCUCUCAAGGGUUCACGUUGAAAGGCCAAUUUAUGGCUCAAAGUGACAAUCUGCUCAUCUUCGACUACUCUCAUAGUGCUCGAAGGCCCGGACUGUUUAUCCCGCCUUUGGCCACCACGGUGACCGCCAAGUCUGCUCAGACUGUCAAAGAGGACGGCAAAAACAAUGCUCACCAAACCGACCCCGGUGUUUCAGUCGUCCCUGGGUCAUCGAGAAGGCGACCCAAGGAUCGCUCAUCUUCAGUUACAAAGCCAGCUGGAACCGCGGUGGUUCCUGAGUCGUUUGAAGAGAAACGAGCCCGAAUCCUCAAGCGUUUCAUGAGGAUAUGAAACCGUCUACUCAAAUGUGACAAGGCAACCAAUUCAGUCAUUAUCAUUCAUUGAGAUAUCUAUUCUACGACAUAAUUUAUUGGGUCUGUCAUUCAUUAAUAUUGACCCUUGGGAAAAUAUAUCUGUUCUAUUUUUGA
Messenger RNA from Tigriopus californicus, 952 nucleotides. RefSeq lists its product as uncharacterized. Bases 399 to 815 code for a protein of 138 amino acids. Lineage: Eukaryota; Metazoa; Arthropoda; Copepoda; Harpacticoida; Harpacticidae. The transcript is spliced from 2 exons. The record is from RefSeq and is a predicted model, not a curated record.